Molecule: messenger RNA, 1111 nt
Organism: Caenorhabditis elegans
Lineage: Eukaryota; Metazoa; Nematoda; Chromadorea; Rhabditida; Rhabditidae
Source: the annotation of a RefSeq genome assembly
AUGCUCAAUUAUUUUGUUAAUGUCUUCAUUUUUCCGCUGAUUUGUUCUGAAGAUUUUAUAGACUUGAAAUUCGGUGAUUCAUUCAAAGAAUGGAUCACAAAAGGAAAUCUAUCCACAACAUUGUUCCGCGUGGUCCUUGACAUCCCAAAUCCGGUAAGGUUUCUCUGAUUUUUAUUUAGAACAUUGACCCGUUACCUGAUUUCAGAUGUUUGUUGUGGAUUCAAACUAUGAUUUUAAAAAAACUGAUAAAAUUAUUCAGGAACAUGUACAGUAAAUAAAAAUUACAACUAUACAUAAUUUAAGAGACCAUCCGGAUUUCAAAGCUACCAAUGGAUAUAUACACCGUUAUGUUCUCAGCAAAAAGUAUUGGACGAUGAUAAAAACGUUAAGCGCCGUCCUCUGAACUCAAAAAUGUCAUACGUUUUUAUAUCAAUUGGAUAUUCGAUUAUAUGGUAAUGACAUCUGAACAUUUUAGGGAUAGAAAUCCCAUUUAACUUGGAAGAAUAUAUUUUCUUCGUAAAUCAAAUUAAAAACCUAUAGGUAUAACAUAUAGCGUUAAAAACAAUUGACUUUUCUAUAAAAAAAAGAGCUGCUCUUUUUUCACAGUUUCUGCAAUUUUAAAUGACUGAGGAUUCAAUAGUUCGAUGAAAUUUGUUCGAGGCAAUUAUCUUAAUAUUUAAAACCUAAACUUUUUGGAAAGGUAUCCAUUUGUUAUAUUUCCUGUUAAUAAAUUGAAAUUUUCAGUUCAAUAUUAACAUUCUUGCAUUCUGGAAUAUCUGGUCAUUCAGCCAUCUACUUUUCAAGGACAACUAGUUGUUUAUCUAUUCUAUUAUAAUAUAUUAUUCAAAAAAUCCGUUUUGAAUUGAGUUCUUUCACUCUAUCGUAUGCAAUCAGAUGUCUCUUGCUCAUCGUAUUUCUUGUUUUAUUUCAAACGUUGAAUCGCUACUUUGCAAACUUUGCCAGUCCAUUUAAUUUUUAUGUGAGUACAAAUUUAAAUGUUUGUGAUCGAUAUACCGUAUUUCCUCUAUUAGUCUUGCAUCCUCUAUUAGUAUUGCAGUCUCUAAUAGUCUUGCACUCGACUUUUUUUCCAGUCCAGCAAUAUCUUGCAUAG